AUGGACUCCAGGCUUUCACAGUUCUCGGAGGAUGGUCUCACGCGGUCCGUGUCCGCACCAUGCUUAGGGCUAAGUGGCGGGGCGGCAGCUGCGGGCCUAGACGCUCCGCUUGGGCAUUUCAAGCUUCCUUUCCAACGCCUCCCUCGCGAGGGGCCGCAGCCAGGGGGCGGCCGCCUCCGGCGCCUUUCCUCGGAUCCGGUGCUGGAGCACUUCCGUGCUGCAAGCGAAAGCAACGGCACGCACUUCGGCACACAUGGUCCUUUCGAAUGCUCCCACCUCGCUCGCCCGCAUACAGUGCCCAGCUGGCUCUCUUCAGAAAAGGUAUCCGACUCGGAGAUAUGGGAGCCGCGAAACUGGGGGUCGAGCGAGAAGCAGCAGCAGGCAAAGCGCGGCUUGUUGGCCAGAAGGAAGAAGACACAGGCACUGCGUGAACGUGACCAGAGACGCAUCCAGUUUAUGGUCGACCGCCGCAAGGAUGAGCGGGAGGAACGCUUGAAGCGGCUGGUGCAGGCCAGUGGGAAGAAAAGAUCCGAGAUUACCAUAGUCAUGACAAAGAAUGGCCCCGACUACGAGGCUGCCGUGCAGCUCAGCGAAUUCCGAGAUCAGGAGGAAGCCAAAGUUCGAGCCCAUUAUCUGGACUGGGACCGGCACAUCUAUAAUCCAAUUGCAACCCAGGCUUUCCGACAUCUCAAUCCUCGGGUGGAGAAGCGCGUGUGCUUCAACCUGGAUUCGCCGUUGAAACUUGCAGUGGAUGCUUCCAAGGAUCCUGCGAAGCGACAGCUGCUGCAGAACCAUCGCGAACGGAGCUUCCAGAAGGAGUGUCACGAGCUUCUGAGUUCUGCGCCCGUCCUUCCGGACCCCGUGGAUGAGAGGCGAGCAUUGGGUUCCGACUGUUUGCCCAAGUCCGUCAGCCGAGCCAUCUUGGAGCCUGACGUCUGGGGGCACUAUGCCACUUCGGUCUUUGGCCACUUUAUCGAGACCUGUGAUCCCCGAGGAACCUGCAGGAGAAUGAGAUUCGGUGGGCCGAACCAGCACAUUCCCGAUGAGACAGAUUGUGCCGCCGCAGGCACCCGCGUCAGUCGCACUCGUGGCUUCGGAGACAAAGGCGUGCUUCGGGAUGAGGUCGCCAUGGGUGAGACCCGCGAUUUCCGAGAUGGCAGUGGUGCUGGCAGUGCUGCCCCAGCCCAGGACCACUUUGGCUUCCAGAGUGGGAAGGAGAUUGUCGACUUGGAGUUCCCACCAGGACAGCGCAUUGCAAACAUCGCAAUGGGCCGAGGUCGUGGGCAAGACGCCCAUAAGUUGAUCGUUCAUCUGGAAUCAGUACAUUCAGCUGUGAUUCUGAAAUGGGCCUUGCAGGGUGAUGCAAGGCCGCAGGAGGACCUUGAAUCAUACAGCUGGCUUAGUGUUAGUGGCAAGCGCUUGCGAACUGCUCCGGAAACGCUUCAUCUCUCGACAAACCCUCUCGAUUACUGGGUCCAGGAAGUGCGAUCCAAGCAGCUCAACGAGCUAACGGACGGACGCUGGAGCUACGACUUGGAGGCAGAUCGCUUUCAGCCAAAGGGCGCGUUUGAGUGCCCCAGCGACUCGCGCAUCCAAGUGGGCUUCAGCGGUCCUGUGGUCCUGGAAAGGUUCCUGAAAGAGCCAUCCAUGCUGCAGUUGUGGAAUGGCACCUCUGGAGUUGGGAUUCCUGUCAGUGAGAUUGCGCCCUGUGCCGGCGAGGCACCAAAGCCUUUAUUCCUGGAGCUCGGCGAGCCACCCGCAACCUUCGAGUUGCGCUGUUUGGAAUUCAGCCUCCCGGUGAGGCUCUCUACAGGUGGAGCCUACACGGUGAACAUGAAGCCAGGUUCCAGGUACCAUCCCUUUAGUGGACCAGUCCGUCAAGGUGACCAUGGCCUAAAGCUGACGGGCCCUCGACCUUUCCUGUUCAAUUUUUUACCGCAGCGUUGCAGAGACGUUUUUUUCCGACUGUACUUGAGACACGGUUUGAAGGCCGAUGCUCUGCACAGACUUCACACCGCCAUCUCCGUCACCGCUGCAGAUGGAGAGGUGAUGCAGCAUCGCCUUGAGGUAGCGAAGAAGGCCACGCUCGAAAUGAAGGUUUUAGACCUGCAGCCAGGGCGCGAGUACAAAGUUCGUGUUCGACCUUCUGUCGAUGUGCUCGACGGCCUCGGUCAGCCAUUGCAGGGCUCGGAGGUAACGCUGAAGAUGGCGCAGCUUCCAGGCUUGUUCCUGACGCCAGAGUCGCGGAAUCCGGGCCUGUGGUCUUCGAGCGUCGCUGAUCGGUUUCUGCCGUCCGAUCUGCCGGAGUUCUUCCCCCUUCUUGCACGGCGUCAUCCACCGAAGCAGCUUGGCAAUGUCGAGCCAACCUCAUCCAUGCAGGCAUUUGCAUGCCCGAUUUCCUCAGCGGAAGAGCUGAGGGACUUUCUCACCUUCUACUUCUCGCCAGAAAAGGCAGCGUCGUCCAAGCAUGGCCCCUGUGCUGCCAAAGCUGCAGACCGUCCGGGUGUCCUUCUGGCCAGUGGCAAGGAUGUCCAGUUCAACCAGAUACCUGUGGAGUUCAUGCGCUCAAGGCUGCUCUUCCUCGAAUUGGUCUGCAUGGGGCAAGAUGCAGACAUGAGACAGUGUGGGAUGCGCAGUCCUGGAAACACAGCGCGUUUCCUAAAUGCGGCAUCAUUCGAGGUCACGGUGGCAUUUGCUAGCCCACGAGAGGCACCCUAUGCCAGCGAGGAGCCUCAUGCGCUGAUCCUGACAGCGGUGCACGACCUGAACGAUGCAAGCCCAAGACCGGGCUUGGAGGUGACGGUCUGGGAAAUACCCAGCACGCGCUGGAUGAACGGUCAGAGUGUCCAGCCGCCUGUCAAAAGGAUCGCGACGGAGGUGACGGAUGCGCAUGGCCGCUCGGCCACUUCGCUGCCACAGGAGAUGCGGCAGCCCCAUGAAUAUGGCGGCAAGAAGGGCUAUGUCGUCUCUGUUCAAGACCCCAAGAGUGGCGAGAUUCUCCUCUCUGACUUGCUACGCCUCGGGAGGAUGCCACCGCAAGUCGAAUCCCCCAGUGCAGCAUUCGCCGGUGCUCUCCGAGUUUCGAUUGCUACAGACCGGGCUGUGUAUGCGCCUGGAGAUUCCUUGGCGGUGCUUGGCGUGGUUGCUGCAGUUGGCACGAUUUGUCCGGGAGGAAAGCCAGGCAAUGUUUGUGCCCCCUCUGCUGUGCGAAAUGAGCCAAGCGCACUGCUGGCUGCCGAGAUCAUCUGGGCGCUUUCUCGCGGCCCCGAUCAGAAGGAGGUUUGCACUGUGCACCUUUGGCCAGUCUCUCCUUUCGGCAUGUUCAGUGCCAACAUUUCGGUGCCCGCAAAUGCAUCCUUUGGCCCAGUGCCAUCGGUGAGUUUGUUCUGGGCACGGGCUGCGACCCCUCAGGUGCUAAACAGCUGCGAGGAAUGGCGGCGACAUCGUAUCCACUAUCGAGAUCCGGUGCUCCGAUCCACCCCGUUCGACGUCCUCGUCGCUGACCCUCGCCCGCCGACUGCCUUCAUCAAGUUCAAGCGCUUUCCUGCCUUCUUGCUGCCGGGUCAGCCAUUGCGGGUUGCACUUUUGCUCGAAACCUACACAGGCAUUCCUCUGCAGAACCAUGAUGUCAAGAUCGAGAUCUCAAAGACAGUGGAGGACGCGUUGCCGCUGCCGGCUCCGGAGAUGUCGCAAGCCGAGGAUCGCGGAGAAGACAGAAGCACAGAGUUUGCCAAAUCGACCAACGCAUCUGGCCUGUGGUCCCAGGAUGUGAUGUUUGGCCCACAGCGUGAAGUAUCUUGGAUCCCGAAGUUGGGAGACGAGCUUACUGUGAAGGCCUCCACGCGUGGACCAACAGGUGAGCUUCUGGUACAGUCGCAGAAGCUACCGGUCCGCUUGAGCCCAUACGAGGUGGACAUCAGGACUUCGGCAGGCGUUGGUGGCGCAGAGGGGCCCCUUCCAGGACAAGACUUCACGGCCUGGGUGGAGUUGAAGGCCGCCUUUCCUGACGAGAGCUGGAGCAUCGCAACAGGCCCAGAUGCUGCGAAAGUCUUCCUGGUCCCGGUUUCCGCAGAGGACGAGAAGACGGCGCGGAAUGGUGGCAGUUGCAUGGCCUGGGUGCAUGCCCAAGAGGAGAAGCAAGCCUUGACACCCGACAGGUUUGUGGAUGAAAGGAUUUGUCAGCAGCAGAUCUCCUUGAAGUCCCCGGCUGCUUGCCAGUUCAGGAUGCCGGCAGCUGAGAAGUACGUCCUCGUCGCCAAGAUUAAUGUGCAUGGCGAAGCCGGCAUGGAGCUCAUCUACGGCUGCACUUUCAUCGGGCAGACAAGCAGGGAUUGGAGGCGCCGGCCAGUGGGCUCGACAAACGUAUUCGAUCGCUUCGAGGUGAAAACAGAGAAGUCUUCGUACGAAAUCGGUGAGACCAUACAUUUGGAGGUGUGGAAUCCCUUGUUCGUGCAGUCACGACUGCUCAUCUUCUGGGGCGAACAGCCCGCUGUUGUCGAUGUCGAGAAUGUGACUGGCUAUCGCAAGGUGUCACUUGGCACGGUGAUGGAUCAGGAUUGCCCCAUGCGGGUGUGCCAGGCUUACGUCUUCGUCUGCAGCACGGAAGAUCCGAGCACCGUCUUGGAGCACGUUCCUCGCUCUAUUCACUAUCCCAAGGCUUCGCCAAUAUGGGCACUUCAGGAGGUGAAGUUCAACAUAUCCCGACCCCGCAACUCCCUGAAGGUUCAGGUGACCCCACAAGCUGCCAGCACAGCUCCCGGCAGCGACAUUGAGAUCGAGGUUCAAGUCGACCAGCGAGGGCAGGCAGAGGUGGCCGUGAUGGUGGUCGACAAGGCUUGGCUGGACCUUCGCCCGUCGAAGCUGCAGGAUCCCUUGAAGGCCUUUGAACCCAACGAAAUCGAAGCGCGGGGGCCAACGUGGCAUGUCGUGACUUCCUUGGAUGGCAUCUCUUCCGGAGAUGCCCUUCGGAAGGCCACCAAGAUUGUCCGACAACGACUCGAGGAGAACCCAUGGGUGGGCUUCCUGAGCUGGCCGAUAUCCUUGCGACGCACGGAUCAGUCAGAGCUCGAUGUUGACGACUACCUGGAGCGGUGGGGACAGGAGUUGACCGAGUUCCCCCAUCCCCCCAUGGUUGAAGAGUUCGCUUAUAGGAACGCCGGCGGGCCUUUGAUGAUGGCAAAGGGCAUGGUGGCGCCGAUGGCUCUAAUGGAGAGCGCCCCGGUUCCCGCUGGGGCAAAGGCUUUGGUGGGCGACGAUGCAUACGAUGCAGAAGCGGCGACAUCGGGAGCUUCAGGGGCCACUGCCGAGGGCACUGGAAAGCAGGUGGUGCUCCGCAAGCGAUUCGCCAAGUUGGUCGCCCUGAAUCGGGCGUUGCUUGAACCUGGCGUGAACUCCUGGAGGACAAGAGUUCGGCUGCCGCAGGACUUGUCCACGUACGUGAUUCGAGUGGUCGCCGUGUCACAUGAGGAAGGUGGAUUUUGGUCCUGGGGCUCGGCCGAGUCCUCCGUGCAGACCUCCCAGCUCGUGUAUGGAAAACCUCUGCUGCCAAGGAUCCUGCGCUUCAUGGACGUUUGCCGCAUGGGUGUGUCCGUCCAGGCUGUCAACGGCGACUCAUCUCGUCCUUUUCUCGUGGAAGCCGUCAAGGUGCAGAACCUUCGACUUUUAGAUGAGGCAUCCCAGAUGAUCACGAUGACCUCGACAUCUGCCGAGGUCCGCUUCACCUUUGCAUCCGACAUCUCCGUCGGUCCUGCAUAUGUUGUCUUCAACAUCAAGGAUGCCGAGACAAAGACGGUCCUAGACUCCGUUGCAGCAAACAUCGAUGUGGAGGUGCAGCAGCAGGGUUUUCGCAUGGCGUCAACCACGACCAUCCGGGCCGAUCCCUCGCAGGCCUCGGUGCGCAAGGAAUCCAUCGCUCCUUUAAGCGCUGUUCCAGGAUCGGGUGACAUGUCGUUUUCGGCAUCUGUUGGCUUUCAGGCUCCAAUUCUUGCAGCAAUACUGGAGUUGGCGCCGCGAUCCUACGAGCAGUGGCAGCCACUGGGGGAAGACAUCCUGGCUCUGCUGCUUGGUGGCCUCAUCAUUCGUGUCGGCUAUGGCCUCGAGGCUGCGCACGAAGGUCUUGCUCGUGCCAUAUCGGCUGCCGAAGACAGGCUGCCAAGACAAGUCGUCCCAGGGCUUGGCCUGGUGAAUGCGCCACCAGAGCAGCGCUCUUGGCGAGCAGGCGAGCAGCCUGAUCUGCUCCUGAACAGCCUGGCGCUGCUAACACUGCGGGCAGCCCAGGCUCUUGGUCUCGUCCCGGCCAGCUGGGCGCCUUUGGACGGAGGAGUUCUUCUGGAAGCUGCAUUGAAGGCUGUGGAGAAGCAAAGGAAGGAUUGGGCGAGGUGUUGCCAGCGAGACAUGACGCUGGUCAGCUACAUCGGUCAAUGGCAUUUGGCCAUGUUCUUCCUGGCACACCCUCCCGCACAAUCCAGGCAGGACCUUCAGCCUCUGUGGGAGGAGCUGCUCCGUGAAGCCAUCGAUGGUCCCAAAGGCAGUGAGCUUGACAUGUUGACACGCAUUGCCUCGGCGCAGCUGCGCCGCGGCCUGGUGCCGGCCUUUGGUGCCGACCGUCGCGCCUUUGUGACCGCAGAAGCCUUGCUGUCUCGAACACGAGUACAGGGUCCCACGGCCUACGUUGCUUCAGCAGAAGGCAGUAUGCACUCGGCCAGCCGGUGGGUCCAGUCGCUCGCACUGUGGCUCUGGUCUGGUUUGCCCUCGUAUGCUCAGAACACCAUGGUUCCGCUUGUGGCGACCCAGCUUCUCUCGGCUGACCGGAGCCCUUGGCAACGAAGCCUCCCGCCAAGGGAUCUGAUCAUGGUCUCGGUGAGCUUGCUGGCCUUCGAUUCUGCAACAGGUUCAUCGGUUGAGGCUGACAUUCCCCUGCAGAUCGUGACGCAAUCCCAAACUUUGCUCAAUGUCGAGCUCCGCUCGGCACCCCCGAAGCUGCUCACCGUUUGGACAGCUUGGCCCUGGAGUGAGCUUCCAGACACGCUUCCAAAGAGUGGCAUGGACCUGGAGAUCCAGGUCGGUGCAGGAAGCGGCCUGGCAAUUGUGAGCUACGCAAUGGACCUCAUACCGGUGAAGCCAUUUCUGGAGCCACAGUUCAAAGGCAUAAUGGUGCAGAAGAUUGUCCAGAAGUUGGACACUCGUGGCCGCUGCCAUGGACCGGCAGUUCACAUUGCCGAGCCCGGGCAGUUGCUGUGCGUCACCAUCCAGAUAACCUCCCCGGAUGAUCUGAAUGAGGUUGAGGUUGUGGACCUCGUACCGGCCGGCCUGGAACCCUUGGACGAAGCCUUGUCGGCUGCGGCCGCCGUGGCAGGCGAGGACGCAGGAGAUGACAACAGUGCAUUCGUUUGGGGCUUGCUCUUAGGCCGAUCCUGGAAGCGGACGGUGCGGAGAGACUUCGUGCGCUGGCGCAGCGCAUACAUGUGGGGCGGCACGCAUACCCUAUCCUUCAACUGCAUCGCAAAUGCACCAGGUGUCUACUCGCUUCCUUCGGCCAAAGCGCAUUCGGUGAAGUUUCCGGAGGUUAUGGGCUUCAGCGGUGCUGCCUCAUUCCUGGUCGAGGACACGGCAGAGAGUCCAAAUGCGGUGUCUGCCCCAAUGCUGCAGCAAUUUCGGCGAAAUGUAGGUGCCGCCUUUCAGGUGGAUCUGGGAUUGCUGGGCGCUUCCGAAGGAGUCGCAUCCAUGUUGCCAGUGGCAUGUCCUCAGGCCUGCCCUGCAGCUGGCAGCUGCAACUUAGCAAAAGGCAUCUGCGAGUGCGCUUCCUCUUCUGGGGAUCUGCUCCCAUGUGAGGAUUCCACGCAGGAGCCUGGGCCAGGGCCGCCAGGGCCUGGUCCCACUCAGAAGCCUUGGAGACACCAGGAGCCGCGUAUGCCACAUCUACCCGAAGGCCACGUAGAGGACCCGGAAGCCUUGGAUGCUUCCCACUCCCAAACAGUGGUGGUUGUGCUGCUCCUCGCCGUUGUGGCGGCUGGCGUCUAUUCCUACAUAACGAGAAUGAAGACUCCCAGGAACUUUGCACCUCCAGACAUGGAGUUGAGUUCAGAGCCGUUCGCUUCCCUGGAUGAGGACAUGACGGCACACGUUCGAUCACCUUUAACCGUGGAAGAGGGUUCCCGGCAACAUCUCGGUGGAGCUGGCGCCCUCGCAGCAACCGAGGCAGCGGAGUGA
Molecule: messenger RNA, 8208 nt
Organism: Symbiodinium sp. CCMP2456
Lineage: Eukaryota; Dinophyceae; Suessiales; Symbiodiniaceae
Source: the annotation of a GenBank genome assembly